AUGAAAUAUGAUGCGGUUAUAUUUGAUCUCAACGCGAACCCCAAUCAAAUCGAUGAAGUCCUUUGGGUUGCAACAGAGAUGGAAAAAGCGUCUGGAAAUUUUGAAACCCAGAAGAAAUUUAUCCUUAUAUCUAAUUUGUUGAGCUGGACAACGACAAAACCAAAUGAUCCCGAUGAUCCCGGUUUUGUGGAAUCAGAGUAUCGCAGACGAAAACCUCACGAACGGUUUACAAAGCUUCAUGAAUUGGAAAAAGAAAUAAUAAAACUUGGAAAGAAGCGUAAAAGAAAAUUUGUCACCUAUGUCAUAGCUUGUGGACUGAUUUACGGUUGCGGUGAAUACAUUUUCCAACAUUUUUUCCGACAAGCGUGGUCCGAGCAGUCUCCUUUACCCAUCUAUUAUGAGGGACAGAACGUUCUGCCCACUAUCCACGUGCUAGACCUGGCGAACAUUGUUCAGAAUAUCCUCGAUAAUCCACCGCGACAGCGAUACAUUGUGGCCAAAGAUGACAGCGCCAACACGUUGGCAGAAAUUGUCCAGGCCAUCUCCACUCAACUAUCGAGGGGAACGACACUCUACUUACCAACAGCGGAAUUGGUACGAGCAGAGGAAGUGCCGCAACGCACAUUGGAUCAACUCACCAUGGACCUGAGAAUCGACGCAGUCACGAUUAAAGAAGAAAUGCAAGUCCGUUGGGUUUGCGAGAACGGUCUAGUGGAAAAUAUUUCCCGUGUGACGUCCGAAUUUGUGGAAGCUAACGGUUUGAUGCCACUCCGACUCUGUGUGCUCGGUCCACCGGGUGUUGGCAAAACCGGACUAUCGAAAGAAUUAUGCAAAACAUACCGUCUGCACCAUAUUCACUUGAAAGCGGUUAUUUUCGAAGUCUACCGAAAUCUGAUCGAACCAAUCAGAGCGCUUGAGCGUUUACAUGAGAUGCGGAAAGCGGAACAGCUAGCAGCCGAAGCUGCAGCCGCAGCCCGCCAACGUGAACUCGAGCUUGCUGAGAUGUCAGCGGCGGAAGAGCAUGAGGUUGAAAAGGAGGAAAUUUUGGAGGCAAAUGCUGGAGAGGCUCCGGCCGCCGCUCCGAGAUUACAACCAAGACCGACGGAGGAACAGCAACCGCGAAAGUCACGUGCGCCCCCCUUGGCAAGUGGAACGUAUGAAACCACAGAGUACGAGGAGUAUAAAUACACGCUGACUGCAGACGAGGUGCCAUCAAUCCGACGUUCGACGUACACGGAAUCCAUGGCCGACAUGGACUAUUACCCACUGGACCCACCGCCCACCUGGAAGUCGGAAGAGGAACUCGAGCUGCUAGUGAGUGAUGCUCAAGAGCAGUUGGACAAUCUUGCAGAGAACACAGAUGAAAACGGCCGAUUGAACGAUGAAACGUUAAUGCGUUUGGUGGUGCAGAAACUCCUCAGUCAUCCAUGCCAGAAUCAGGGCUUCGUGUUGGACGGAUUUCCCAAGACCAUAGCACAAGCUGAGCUACUUUUCCGGCCUGACCCAGCUGAUGAAGAAUCGAUGGCAGAUGAGAAGCGCCCAGCCUCCCAUAAAUUGCUACUCCCCCAUCACGUGUUCAUGCUACAAGGGAGCAAUGCUUACGUGUUGCAUCGGCUCAACCAACAAGCCGAGGCUUGUGGUAUCGAUCCGACGAAAGCGCGUGUGAUUCCACCCAUAUGGCCAAUCGGAUUUCGCACGCAGAGAACUCCCACGAUAGCUCCGAACGACUCCUACUUCAUGCAAACAGAGAGCGUGACGAACGAAGAGCAUCAAACCGGGACCAUAGGGGAAGACACAGUGAAUGAGGUCAACGACGAUCAGGGCCAUAUCAGAAGACGCCUAGAGGAGCUGGAAACAUAUUAUGAUCGAUUUCGGCGGCGCCUGGAUCGGUUCCGUGCUCUCAUGGCUCCUGCUGCUGCUCGACACCGGGAUAUACUUGUCGCCUCUGCGGAACGAAUCGCCAUGGACGAGGCUGAAGCUGAACAGGAGCGUGUGUUGAUGAGCCUGCGAGCAGAGAUUACUGCGGUACCCACUACCAACAGCACCGAAGAGAUUGUCGACGAUGAACCAGAGGUCAGAGAAGGUGAACAGUCCGAGGACGUGUUUUCGACAACCGAUCAAGUGCUAGUAGCUACAGCCAGAGAAGCGUUCCAGUUGAAAUAUAAGAAGACGUUGCAGGAACGCCUUUCGCAAAUUCCAGCCCUACCGGAAGUCCCCGGAGAUGAGGAAGAGAAUGUGCUGACUUACUUCGACAUUCGUGAGGUGCAUCCACUGUGUUUGGACAUGGACAAGGAUUUCAGCAAGGUGACCGACAAUGGCGCCUAUCGGGAGUUAUGCAUGCAACGUAUAGUCAAGUGUAUCGGCCGUUCAGCUGCCGUCCCACUUCCCACUUCCACUGCUUGUCCACUCAAGGCCGUGGAGCAAGAGUACGCCCUACAACUGCAACAGCGAUCAGAGAAACAGCGCCACAAACGAGUUCUAUCUGCUCGCGAAAGAUUAAGGCGGCAAUCAGAGGAAGAUAAGAAGUUACUGGCUAAACAGCAGGCUGAAUGGGACCAGUGGUUGGAAUUGAUCAAAACUCAACGCCAUCAAUGUGCCGAGGCCAAAGCACUCCCAAUGCGGCACUAUUUGAUGAAGUAUGUGAUACCAGAUUUGACCCAGGCGCUGUUGGCUAGCGCUGCUGUUCGUCCGAAUGAUCCUAUCGAUUUUGUGGCUGAGUAUCUCCUGAAGAACGGAGCGAAGCUCUAA
Dicrocoelium dendriticum is the source of this 2748-nucleotide messenger RNA. NCBI's taxonomy places the organism in Eukaryota, Metazoa, Platyhelminthes, Trematoda, Plagiorchiida, Dicrocoeliidae. The record is from the annotation of a GenBank genome assembly.